Messenger RNA from Galleria mellonella (greater wax moth), 3545 nucleotides. It is a transcript of the gene Cyp307a1, whose product is annotated as cytochrome P450 307a1. Gene Ontology annotation, molecular function: oxidoreductase activity, acting on paired donors, with incorporation or reduction of molecular oxygen; monooxygenase activity; heme binding. Bases 93 to 1703 code for a protein of 536 amino acids. The transcript has 2 exons. The record is from RefSeq and is a predicted model, not a curated record. NCBI's taxonomy places the organism in Eukaryota, Metazoa, Arthropoda, Insecta, Lepidoptera, Pyralidae.
ACAGCGCGUACCGUCCACCACGCAGUGCCGGCUUACCGCCAACACACCACGGCAUCACUCGUAUAAUAAAUUUCUUUUUAGAAAAUCCAAAUAUGAGUGUUGUAAUCCUUGCAUUUAUCGCCAUAUUGGCAUACCUUUUUUUCGCGCGGAAAUCCGUCACGUGGAAGAAUUCGAAAUCCAAACUUGACAAGUCCGUCGUUUUAAAAAGCGCGCCAGGACCGAUCCCUUUGCCUGUCAUCGGCAGUUUGCAUUUGUUGGGCAAGCACGAGUCACCCUUUCAAGCAUUCACGGAGUUGGCUAAACACCAUGGAGACAUAUUCAGCAUUCAAUUAGGCAGUACACCGUGUUUGGUUGUAAACAAUCUGGAAUUGAUCCGAGAAGUAUUGAACCAGAAUGGAAAAUUCUUCGGUGGCCGUCCUGACUUCCUGAGGUUUCACAAGCUCUUCGACGGCGACAGAAAUAAUUCGCUGGCCCUUUGCGACUGGUCGAAUCUGCAGCUCCGCCGCCGGAACCUCGCGAGACGCCACUGCGGGCCUAAACAGCACACCGACAGCUACGCAAAAAUCGGUAACGUGGCCACAUUCGAGUCCAUAGAACUGAUUCAAACUUUAAAAUCCAUCACCAGAUCCACUGAAAGCAGCAUAAACUUGAAGCCAAUACUAAUGGGUACGGCCAUGAACAUGUUUGCCCACUAUAUGUGCAGCGUCCGGUUUGACGAGAACGAUCCGGAAUUCAAGAAAAUCGUCGACCAUUUCGACGAGAUCUUCUGGGAAAUAAAUCAAGGAUAUGCCGUCGAUUUCCUGCCUUGGCUGGCACCGUUUUAUAAGAAACACAUGGAUAAAUUGUCCAAUUGGUCACACGAUAUUAGAUCCUUCAUUUUAUCCAGGAUUGUUGAGCAGAGAGAGAUGAAUCUAGACGUAGAAGCCCCCGAAAAGGACUUUCUAGAUGGUCUGCUAAGAGUUCUACACGACGAUCCAACGGUAGAUAGAAACACAAUCAUAUUCAUGCUAGAAGACUUCUUAGGCGGUCAUUCAUCUGUGGGCAACCUUGUGAUGCUCUGUCUGGCAGCUGUCGCGAGAGAUCCGGAGGUUGGUAAGAGGAUUCGAUCGGAAAUCGAUGGAUUCAUAAAAGGAAAACGAGCGAUCGGCCUCUCGGACAGAAGCAAUCUUCCAUACACUGAAGCUACCAUCCUGGAAUGUUUAAGAUAUGCAUCAUCGCCGAUCGUGCCUCAUGUGGCCACAGAGAACGCAGCAGUCGCCGGCUACGGCGUCGAAAAAGGCACUGUUGUGUUCAUUAACAACUACGAAUUGAAUACUUCAGAACAGUACUGGGAGAAACCGGAGAAAUUUGAUCCAUCCAGAUUUUUGGAGAAGAGCAAAGUCCGUGUACGAAGAAAGUCACAGUGCGACUCGGGUAUGGAGUCGGACAGUGAACGAAACGGUCCCAUAGACAAAACCACCGAGAUCGAAAAGGAAGUCACAUCUGUCAAGAGGAAUAUACCUCAUUUCCUGCCGUUUAGCAUCGGAAAAAGAACGUGUAUAGGUCAAACUUUAGUCACCACAAUGAGUUUUGUAAUGUUUGCAAACAUAAUGCAGGAAUUUGAGGUAGCCGCUGAAAAUUUAGAGGAUUUGAAACAAAAACCAGCGUGUGUAGCAUUACCUAAGGAUACGUUUAAUUUAUAUCUUGUACCACGGAAACACUGAUUAUAUUUAUUCUCUCAUUUUAGGUUUAGACUCUCGAGAUCAGCGAUAUAAGUAUAAAUUUCAUUUACCAAAUCAGGCACAGCAAAGUGAUAGAGAUAGAGAAGUUUAGUUUAAAAAAUAACAUUAAAUUCAUUUUGUCUAUAGUUUUCUUCUUGUCUUUUUUUUUUCUUAAUUCUAUUCUACCAACAUACUGUUGAUUUCUUGUGUAAAUUAAAAAUAAUAAAAUAGACGUGGCUUGACUCGAGGUAAUCGCUCAAAAUAUUUAUUUAUUUUUCGAAUUAUUGAUGGAGUAGGUUAUUUUGAAGGGAUCCCAAUACGCUCAUUUGGAACGCAAAAUAUUGCUCUGUAUUUCCAAUAAAAAAAAAGGGCCGCGCAUUGCGAUUUUUUUUUUUUAACUUUUUUAUUAUAUGACUUUAACAACGACUGCAUUCUGUUUGGUGGAUAAUCGAUUUAAUUUUAUUAUACAAUAGUCUUAUGCAUUUCUUGGAUAAUCACAGAUUAGAUAUUUUUUAUUAAAAAAAAAAAAACAUUUACCGUUGUAGAAAGAGAUCAAAUUAUAAGUGUUUUUAUUAGAAUUUUGAGAAUUACUGGAUGCAUUUAUAUAGAAUAGACGUACUCUUUCGUAGGCUGUUAGAUGUUAUUUCUUUUGUAGUAUCAUAUUAAAAAUCUUUGUAAAAAAUAUACUUAGAUAUCUAUACAUUUUAUUGUCCAUAGACGUAGUUCUUUUUUUAAUAUUGUAUUUUUAAUAAAUAUUUUUAUACAUGGCAAAUAAAAAGUAUAUUUAUAUAUAAUAUGUUUUUGCUUUACUAGUGAAACUGAACACUUUUCCCAGAUAGACAUAUGUUAAAAAUACAAAUAAAUAUUUUAAAUACUUUUUGUACUUAUACCAUAGAUUAAGCAUGAUACUUUUCUAUGACUAAUAUAGAAAGUUCAACUGUCAAAUUAGUACAGUAGGUUUCGAAUAUUUCGUUAUUUUACGACUCGUGUUUUGGGCAAAAAUAUUGUUUUAGUUUCACUAGUAAAAAGACUUUAAAAUAUGCUACAGAUUUCCAUUUUUCAUAUGUUUGUAUUUACUUAAUUAUAUGUCUAUCUUGAAUUUAGUUGCUAGCGUAUCUUGAUGUUUUCUUUUUAUUUGAAAAAAUUUUCAUCGACGGCUGUCGUAUUUUUGUAUUUUUUUUUUAAUGUUGGUGAUUAUUUCCAUUUUUAAAAUUAAUAUAGAUUAAUGAAAUCGAGACUUGUAGAUUAUAUACUAAAUGACCCACAGAUCCUAAAUCUAUGUUCAGGACAAACGUAAAUAAACAGAAGCAUAGACAAUAAAAUACAGUAAACACCAUUGUUAUGUCUCUUUUAUUUUCAUUAAAAGAAAUAUAUUAAAAAUAAUAUAUUUCUUUUUUUUUUCUUCAAAAUUAGUAAUAAUAUUAAAGAAAGAGAUAAAAAAACGAAUUUAUUCUGGUUAGAUAGUUUUUUUUUUUUAUGUACCGUAACUUCUAUAGAAUUAGAACAAGCUCGUUUCUUAACUAUGUCAAUUUUCAUUUUGGUUACCUUUAAUGUUUGGUUUUUAAUUUUUUUUUUUUUUUUUUAUAAAUGUUGAUGUUUAAAAAAGGAAUCUUCUAUGUUAAUUUUUUUAAAAAUUAUUCGUGUGUGUAAUGUGUAUUCGUAAUGUUUGGUAGAUUUUUGUUUCUCUCGUGUUAUUUUGUUUUUUCUUUUUUUUUUUAUCUGAAAAAUGUAUAAAAAUAAUAAUAGCGUAGUAAAAUUGUGAUCAGUAGCUAGUUUAGAGGUACGAAGCUGUAGAUGUAACAUUAAAUAAAAAAAAAAUAAUUAUAGUAAUUAUUAUGCAAUCAA